CUCUCUCCUCCCUCUUCCAGUAAUCCCUCUCUCCUCGUGCGUCACAGAGCAGCGCGAGGAUCAACAUCUCAGAGGGCUCCUGUCCAGAGAGGAUCAUCACCAUCACGGGGCAGACAGACUGCGUGUUCAGAGCCUUCACCAUGAUCACGUUCAAACUGGAGGAGGAUCUCUCAGCUCUGGUGGCUAACGGCACAGUGACCAGUAAGCCUCCCGUCACCCUGCGGCUCGUCAUCCCGGCCAGCCAGUGCGGCUCGCUCAUCGGCAAGGGCGGCUCCAAGAUCAAAGAGAUCCGAGAGACGACAGGUGCCCAGGUGCAGGUGGCAGGUGACCUCCUCCCUAACUCCACAGAGAGAGAGGUGACGAUAUCGGGGAGCCAGGACGCCAUUAUCCAGUGUGUUAAACUCAUCUGCACCGUAAUCCUCGAGUCUCCGCCGAAGGGAGCAACUAUUCCAUACCGACCAAGUCCGGCCCCGGGCACUGUACUGCUGGCAGGGAACCAGGUGUUCGAGGCAUCGGACUUCGGCUCCCACCCUCUGUUCUCGGUGGCACAGGGAGGAGUGGACAUGCAGCAAACAUACGCAGUACAGAGUCACUACGGCAUUCCACAUUCAGAGUUGGCAAAGCUGCACCAGUUGUCGAUGCAGCAGCAGGGCCUGGCCCCCAUCAGCCAGUCAGCUACACAAUUACUACCUGGAGGGAUGGACGGUAACUCCCAGACGACGUCUCAGGAGCUUCUCAUUCCUAACGAUCUGAUUGGCUCAAUCAUCGGUCGCCAGGGCACCAAGAUCAACGAGAUCCGGCAGGUGUCGGGGGCUCAGAUCAAGAUCGGCAGUCAGAUCGACAGCACCAGCGACCGCCACGUCACCAUCACCGGCACACCGAUCGCUAUUAACCUGGCUCAGUACCUGAUCACUUCAUGUUUAGAGACCGCCAAAUCCACCACCCAGUCCUCCUCCAUGCCGUCUCCCGUUGACCUGACCAUGAGCUUCACCCAGCCCGCCCCCCCUGCCUCCUCCUCCUCCCCCCUGGCAGCGAUGGGCGCACUGCCCCACGCUCAAAUGCUGGGCUCUCCCUACGCCCUCCCCCUCUCCAGCCUCUUGGGAAUGAAAUCAUUCCCUUACCUGGCACUCUCCACCCCUUCAGCCUCAGCGGCGGCCAUCGGGAAUCCCAUGUUAGCGGGUUCGAUGCAGACGGCGGCGACGGGAGGCGUUCCGGUUCAGGCUCACGCAGCGGCGGCCCUGGCGUCCUACACGGCCAAGAUCUCAUCCUCAGCCAACGGGAUGAAGAAGCCGGAGAGACAGAAGUUUGCGCCGUACUAAAGAAGGAGAGGGAAUGAAAGUGUUUGCAUCACUGAGGUAGCUUCUGGGAAAUGAGGCUGUUUUUUAAGAUGGAAGGGCACUUUUAUUUUCCUUCUUUUACACUCUUUACUUAUUACUCUCACUUCUUCCUCUGCCUCUAAAUCUCUUAUUCCUUUCUUCGUGAUCACUCACAAAUGUCAAAGUGGGAUAACUGGAGCGUGUUUUCAGAUGUUAGUGACGUGGAAGCCGCGUGCAACUACAGCAGCCAUAAUUUCAUGUUGCUAAAUCAGAAAGUACAGAAACAGAAGUUUCCUCUGCAAACUAAAACAAAUUAUUAACUCAGACACCAAACUACAGCAGUGGCUCAUGGGUAAUCAGAAAUGCAAUCUAAGUUCCAUAUGCGAAAAAACAAAUAAAAAAACCAAUAGAAGAUAAAGAAAUGAAACCCUCCAUCUUGCUUUCUUGACCUUUGCAACGGGACACAAACAACAAAACUGUAUCAGCUUCUUCUUUGAGUGGAAACUUCGGAAAACAAACUUUUAUCAGCGCUUGAAUCCUCAAAGUCAGGAGAAUAUAGCAAGAAUAUCGCAGACUGAAACACAAAUAUCCAACACAGCGUCUGCGUCGUGUGAGUCUGACGGUGGGAACUAAUGAUUUGGCAGCAUGUUGGAUAUUUUUGACUUUUCAUGUCUCAGUGGUGAUUUAAACAAUCCUGUACAGUAGCUUCCGAAGGCAGAUGGAUCAUAUGCAGCUACUGUGAUGCUUUGUUUUGUUUAGCAUUGUUUAUGCAUCAAAGCUGCGUGUUUCUGUGCAGAUAUUCUGCUUUAAUAAACCACUCAGGGUCGUCAACACAGCCAUAACUCAGAACGUCGGCUCACAAGUUGCAUUAGCUUAUGCCUCAUUUGCAUUUUAGAUUAUUUGGAGAAACCUAAUUUUCCUUCCUACACACACAAACCACGGGUGCCUACAUGUCUCUCUGUGCAGUUUGUGGUUAUUGUAUGUUGACCGGUGUUCAGGGGAAAGUGUGGAUCAUCAUCUCCUGUGUUUACGACGUAAAAACUGGAAACAAAACAAUGAUCCUGGAAAAAGUGUUUGUUGUUGUAAUACUUGUUCCAGCCACAAGGGGCUGAAGCGCAGCACUACCCCUUCUUCUCCAUCGGACUAAAAGCAUCCAUGCAUUCAGCCUUGUGUGGCCAAAAAGAGUUUUACAACAACAAACGCUUAUUAUUCACCUGCUUCACAGAUGAAAAAGAAGCAAUUUAGAAAGAUUAUCUUGUAAAACCUCUUUUUAUAUUGCUUUAUUUUAUUUCUUACUGGCCCCUCUGGGCUUCCGUAAAAACCUCCAGAAGUUAAAGUUGAGCCUGCUGUUAACAAACAAUACUUUUACAAACAUACACUGUGAGAGAUCUGUAUUUGUUUUCACUUAAACCACCAAAUUAAAAACUUAUACCUUAAUCUCAAAGUUUCAAACACACAUAAUUGGAAGAUUUAAGGUCGCCACUUGUGUGACGUAGUUUUUCCUGCAGACAGAAGCAGCGACUCUCAGAGCAACAGAUGGAAAGAUGUUCUUUUUAUUAAAAAGAGCUCAAAUAGAUCCUCAUACAUCUUUUCCCCCAACAGUCUGAGCCCAGAACUAAACAUCUGAUUCCACAUGUCAGUGUAGCUGCUGCAGAGAUAAGAUCAGACUCGUACGUCAGACCGUUGAAAGUCCUGCCGCCAUUUUUGUUUUUGUACAACCGAAUUUCAAGCCAAAUGUACUUUUUACAUACAUUUAGGCAAAUUAGUAACCCUAACAUAUGACACCAACCAGCCUGUCUUGUAGUUCUGGUUUCUUGUUUUUGGUGUGCGAGUCGCAGUUUAGUAGUUUGUGUCUUCAGAACGUUUUGGUAAAGAUUUGAAAUAACUGGAAAAGAUGGAGAAAUCUUUUUUAAGCACUAAUUUAUCCAGCAAACAGAAAGAAAACUCUUCAAAUGUUAUCAGCUGAUUAAAUUAUCAGCCUCAUAAUCUGCUAGUCGUGAUCAUUUUCAUGCGAAUCACCGAUACGAGAACAAGACGACGACAACAUGGCCGCAGUAUUUAUGUCGGGAGCAACAAAGGAAGUCAGGAUCAAACUUCCUCUCUGCUUCCUGUUCUUUCGUCUUUGUUACUUAUUAAGAGGAGUGUUACAAACUCCGCCUAAGGACUCAACACGUCGAUUUAUUUUAAGUUAAACUUAACUUCCACCAUCUUUUCUUAAACAAGUAGUUUUGUUUGCGUUCACAGUUUCUGUCUGACGCAUAAGAAAGGCAGCGAUAACAAGUGAUGACGGCCAUUUAAUGGGAUUAGAUUAUAGAUUAAAACAAAUAGGAUGAAUGCAAAUGAAUAAAUUGUGUUUUGUUUCGAUGAGCUUUAAACGAGAUGUCCGUGCUUCUCUUCUAGAUUGGAACACCUUGGAAUUGAAGUAGAAAUGAGCGUAAAGUGCAAACAGAGACAUAAACAAAGCAUCAAAGUCAAAUCCAGCAGAAUCCAAAGCAGCAGGUCUGAGUUUCUAAAGCUGCCACGUCCAAUGAUCCCACUUUGUCGGCUUUAUUUGAGCUUUUAUUGGUUUUCUUCUGCCCGUAUCAGGGCGACAGUUCGGGGGUUUGUAGCUACUGUUUGAUGAAACUGAUGUUAAAGGUUAUUUGGGCCACAAAGCCUGUAAAAGCCAUAGAGACACUUCAGCUUCCCUUCCUGCUCUCUUUCCCUUAUUCUCUUGUAUACUCUCAUAUGUAUUGACUAAUAUGAAAUAUUCCCUGCGAGAGUUUAUAUCACUGGUCACUAACACUGAGCUGAACUCGGCUUUUGUAUACAACGAUGUCGACUUGUAUAAGACUUCCUCUCUGCUUCCUGUUCUUUAUUUUUACUAUUUGUUGUAUAGAGUUUGUUUUUUAAAACAUACAGCAGAUUUUAAAAAACGUCUGUUUGUUUUUGUUCACGAUUCUCGUUUGUUUAAAUUAUUUUUUAACUUAUUAAGAGGAGUAUUUACAUCUACAGUUUUAGGAAAUAAGAAAUCUUUUCCCGACACGGCUGCAGGUAGAAACUGUCAAACUGUAUUUGAGGUUCUUUGUUUUUGUUUUUGUGUGAACAAAAUGUUUCUGUUUUGGGAGAAGAAAUAAUUAUCACUGUACCAUUAAUGCUAAUAACCAGAUGUUUUUGUUAGAUAGAAGAGUAGUGUUUCACAUUUUGCCACACGCACACUUUCUAACUGUGUUUGUCUUCCAGCUUCCACAGAACUAGAAUAAAGUAGAACUGCCACUUCCUGUAAGGCUGAUGUGUACAGAAUAAGAUCCGAUAAUAAUUCAUAUUUCCUGACACACAUUUAAAGGUAGUGUUCUGCAACGUUCAGAAACAAACAAAUAUGAUUUGAGAGGAUCUUUGGUGAAGUGAGUUUUGAAAGGCACCUUGUAAAAGUGCUUCCUUAUUGAUCAAUAAUCAGCCGUUAGCAGAUAUUUCAGGGACCACACUGUGAAUCCAGGGACAGUCCAUCACAAUGUAACAACUGCAGAUGUAAAAGCUUGGAUCCAUUUUAAACAUCGUUCAUUCAGUGAGCUAAUGCUAACGUUAGCUUUGUUAAUCUAAGUGCAGAGCCCUUUAAAGUUAUUUAUGUAUUGAUAUUAGAAGAGUUAGUUCUUCUAAUGUCUCGGUGCUUUACUAUAAAUAAAUACAAAUCAAACAAGAACAUUCUUUGCAGGAAAUAAAAAAAUAUAUCUGUUGACGCUAAGAGUUCCAAAUAUCAAAAUAUUUAUUAAAUUCUACUUCACAGAGCUCUGCUGAAUUUAUAGAAGUGACAUUUUAUUAUACUCCAUAAGUCAAACUGUCCAUCUGUGGUGCACACUUCACAUACUUUACUUGUGUAUUUCAGAUUGCAUUGUUAUUAUGCAGUGUGACGAUAAAAAGCAACAAUUGAACAUUGAGGCUCAAAUUAUACAAUAUUUCAUUAAAAAAAGCCCAAAUUACAAAACAUUUGUGCAUCUGUUUCUACUUCAAGACAGAGAAAAGUCAGAAAAAGUAAAUUUCUAAAUCAGAAUUUAGCAAAAAUAAUCUCACAACCCCUCAGAUUUAUCUGGUGACCCUUCGGAGGGGCCCGACCCUUAGGUUGGACACCUCUGGACUAAACUAGCCAGCUAAGUAUGAAGAAGUUAGAGUAGCUUCACCUGCAGCGGCUGCUUCACCUGAUGCUUCACCUGCAGCUGAGCUUCUACGUGUUCUGGUUCUGUGUGUGGAAGUCGAAAGCAAACGUUUGUUUUUUAUUUCAUUUUAUUUUCCAGCUAAACUGACGCUCUGCUCAGUUUACUGUCAGAGACUAAAUGCUGCAUGUUUGCUUGGCCUCACUAACACACACACACAUGUAAAUACACACUUACAGACACACACACACACACACACACACACACACACACACACAGGCCUCGUCACUAAAAGCAAUACUAAACAGCCGGAUGAGUAGCUACACAUUGGCAGGCAAAUAUACGUGUGUGUACUUUACUGUAACAAAAACAUUCAUCUUUCACUCGAUGGGUCGUCGCUGAGAUCUCCGUUUGUUUUAAAAUAAUAAUAAUGUGGUAUAUUAAACAAGCUCACUUAUUUUUAUAAAGUUAAAUAACCUUGAAUUGUUAAAUCACGCCAUCCGUCCUCAGCGCUCACACGUUUACUUUCACGUUUCUCUCUUGUGCUGUAUUUUCCUCUUCGUGUUCUCGUGUCUUUCGUCCAUUUGCAUGAGUCUGACUUGAAUUGAUGUCUAUGCAACAAACAUGCGUGUGUGUGUGUGUGUGGUUCAGCUCAGUGAUCCGUGUGUGUGUGUGGGGUCACGAGGAGGCUGCGCUGGUGCUUGUGGGGUGCAGUUGAAAGGAAAAGGGCUACGGUGGCCUGCGUGUCUGACUCGCCAUGCAUCUGCCCUGAAGAUCAGAACACUUUAAUAAUAGAGAUUAACAAUACAGAUUAAUAAUACAGAUUAAUAAUACAGAUUAACAAUACAGAUUAAUAAUAGAGAUUAAUAAUACAGAUUAACAAUAGAUAUUAAUAAUACAGAUUAAUAAUACAGAUUCACAAUAGAGAUGAA
Cottoperca gobio is the source of this 6375-nucleotide messenger RNA. RefSeq names its product poly(rC)-binding protein 3-like. The record is from RefSeq and is a predicted model, not a curated record. Bases 141 to 1319 code for a protein of 392 amino acids. Lineage: Eukaryota; Metazoa; Chordata; Actinopteri; Perciformes; Bovichtidae. The transcript is spliced from 11 exons. Gene Ontology annotation, molecular function: RNA binding.